Molecule: messenger RNA, 1238 nt
Organism: Nanorana parkeri
Lineage: Eukaryota; Metazoa; Chordata; Amphibia; Anura; Dicroglossidae
Gene: IQCG
Product: IQ motif containing G
Exons: 10
Coding region: 66-1238 (390 amino acids)
Biological process (GO): cilium organization; sperm axoneme assembly
Cellular component (GO): cytoplasm; sperm flagellum
Molecular function (GO): protein binding
Source: RefSeq, a predicted model, not a curated record
GAGUAAGCACCGUAUGUACCGUAGAGAAUGGAGGAAGCCUGGAACACUGCCCAUAGAGCCAGCAGAUGAUGUCUCUACCAAUGAUGGAUGUGCUGCGGGUGUGCACAGUGCUGGAGGACAGUUUGGAUCAGCUCUCCAUUCUAGGCUUAAUCAUGCCUGUCUCCUACCGUGGCCAAAGUGACAUGGUUGGAAAUGAAAUUGGCACAAUUCUGAAGGCACAGAGACAGCUGGAGGGAAGGUUUGAGGAGCUGGUUGGCUCGCACUCUGGUCUUCGGUUUACACCCCCUCCUUUGUCAAACAAGUUGCUGGAUCUGAAGGACCAGGUGCAUGAAACAAGUCAAACGCUUAAGAUGAGCAAUGAGCAGUUUACUAAAGCAGUAAAGCAAAGCCCGUUAACAGCCGACAACUUGAAGAAAGUGCAGGCGGACAGGCAAUUUGCAGCAGAUGUCAUCACAGACAUGCUAAAGGAGCUGGAAACCACGGGAUCAUUUCAGAGCCUCCAGCAUGCCGUAGUUCUGGAAAAGGGGAAAAAAAUGAAUUUCUACGACACAAUAGACAGGGAACAGGAAGGGAGAAAAAAGGUCAAAGCAUUGCAGAAGCAGCUGCACGAUGUAAGACAGGAGAAGAAAAUGGAGCUGCAGAGCCGUAUUGAACUCAUUGCUCACCUCAAGGAUCAGCUACAAGAAAUGAAAGCCAAAACCAACAUGGAAGGCAAGUAUGUGAAGAAGGACACGGAGCUUCAGGUGUCCCAGAUACAGAAAAAGUGUAGUAUAUCAGAGUCAGACCUGCAGAUGGACAUUCAGAAAAUGAAAGAAAAGAUGGAUGAGGAGAUAAGAGUUCAUGUGGAGAUAGAAAACUUCCUCAGGCAGCACCAACAAGAAUUGGAAGAGAAGCUGGAGUACUGGAUGGAGAAGUAUGACAAAGACACAGACGAAAAGCAGGCUGAAUUGAAUGCUUUGAAGACAGCCAGAGUUAAUGAUCUCACGUUGUUGCAGGAUCUGGCCAAGCAACAUGAGGAGUAUGAGAAAGUGAUUAUUGAAGACCGUCUGGAGAAGAAGAAAGCAGAGCAGCAGAAGAAACAGGAAAAAAUGGAACUAUCCAGUGCCAUCAAGAUUCAAGCUUGGUGGAAAGGUAUUAUGGUGCGUAAAUGCCUGGGCCCUUACAAGAAAACCAAAAGCAAGAAAGGCAAAGAAAAGGGUAAAAAAGGCAAAGGAAAAAAGGGAGGAAAAAAGAAAUAA